CAAAAAAUAAAAGUCAGAAUGGAUUAUCGCCGAAAACCACAAAGCUAUCAUCGUUAGAGAACUGGAAUAUUGAUAAUGAAUAAAUAGCAUACAAGAAAGAAGUCACCAAAAAAGACAUAUUCAAAAGCGAUUCAUCCUUUGAAUUUACAUACAAGGGCGAUGUCUUAAAAAAAUUUAGAUUUUAUGUCUUCAGAAAGGUAAUAUUUAGAAAUAUGUAUAAGUUCGGAGUCUUCAGGAGAGACAUUGAUAGAAGAUAACAAAAGUUGUUGCUGCUUCGAUUGCGGUAAGCCUAAUAAGAAAAUAAAAAGUUUCCAAAAGAAAUUCGGUUUGUUUCGAACACAAAUGUCAAUUGUUAAAUAGUAGAGAUUACAUAUAAGAUUUCAGAAUGCAGUUUAUUGCAUUAUUUAUUUGAUUUAAAAGAGGAGAAAACAAAGAUUGUUAGAUAAAUAGAAGAAGAUGUUUAGAUAUAAAACUAAAGUAUUUCUUGAUGGCUCACCACUCUUUCCUCCACAAUAAUAACAUUUAUUUAAUGUUCAUGAUGAAAAACAUUAAGUGAAUUAACAUUCACAAUCUAUAUAAGCUAAAAUUAUUGAUUAAAGACAUAAAUAAAGAUAAUCAGUGAGGAUAUAUUUAUAAUAAAAAUUACAAGAUAAAGGUAAAAGUAAAUAUUAAACAUUUAGAUUCGUAAAUAACAUUACCUAAAAUUCAAAAAUUUCAUUAGAGCUCCUAUUCUAAUAUUUAACCUUUAAAGUUUUCUAAAACCGAUGAACAAAAAUCCCCAAGGUGUUCUACAUAAUUAAAAAUAUCUCAUUAUACUGAACACAGUCCUUGUGCCAUCCAUCAUUCUCCUUAUUUAAAUCAUCUAACUUCACGUAACCCUGCUGAAACUAUAAUUUAAUCUUCAUUCAGUAAAACACCUAGACCUGUUACAAGGAGUAUUUAAUCAGAAAUACUUACUUAAAAGCAUUAAUUUCAUUAAAGAAAGAAUACAGCUGCUACAUUAAAAGGAUUAAUUUGA
This is a messenger RNA of Paramecium sonneborni, 1018 nucleotides long. The record is from the annotation of a GenBank genome assembly. Lineage: Eukaryota; Ciliophora; Oligohymenophorea; Peniculida; Parameciidae.